UCCCCUCGGUUAAGGCCUAAAGAGGCGUGCGGUUUUUCAAAGCGUAACCGAGUGAGGGCAGCCCGUGGCUUUGGGUGCUACAACGUAGUCAAUUUACUCACCGCAAGCAAGCAAGCAAGCAAGCAAGGGUAUUCGUGCUUCAGAUCCUACAACAAAUGCUCAAAUAAUAAUUGCAGGUUCUCGUUCUGAUCGAGUAUGGCUUUGGCCAGGCUGUGUGCAAGAUCCUCGCAUCUCUCUCCUCUUCGCAAAACCCUAAAUUGCACUCUUCUACAACCCAGGUGUCUACAUGAAGUCGGACAGAGAAGAUAUAGUUUUCUGGGAUCCGAACAUAGUAGGAAGUCGUAUAACAAAUUUUCCCAAUUGGGAAUUGGGCACAUGAAGACGCCGCCUUAUUAUGUGCCGGGAUCUCAACACCAUUAUGCUACAAAUGUCAUCAGAGAGCAAAAGUCAAGGAAAAUACUUUAUUAUUUAACGGGAUUGGUGUUUGCAAUGGUCGGAUGUACUUAUGCUGCAGUUCCUUUAUAUAGACGGUUUUGCCAAGCUACUGGCUAUGGUGGUACCGUUCAACGCCGUGAGACCGUAGAAGAAAAGAUUUUGAGGCAUGCUCAAGAUGGAACAGUCACCAAUAGGGAGAUUGUGGUGCAGUUCAAUGCUGAUGUGUCAGAUGGAAUGCCUUGGAAGUUUAUUCCUACUCAAAGAGAGGUGAGAGUGAAGCCAGGAGAGAGUGCUCUUGCUUUUUACACUGCUGAAAAUCUUAGUUCCGCUCCUAUAACUGGCAUGUCUACUUAUAAUGUUACACCCAUGAAGGCUGCAGUUUAUUUCAACAAGAUACAAUGUUUUUGCUUCGAGGAGCAACGCCUUCUUCCUGGCGAGCAGAUUGACAUGCCUGUGUUCUUUUAUAUUGACCCCGAGUUUGAAACGGAUCCUAGGAUGGAUGGUAUCAACGAUAUUAUCCUUUCGUAUACGUUCUUCAAAAUUGCAGAAGAUAAGAAGUCGUAGUCGAUUUUAUUAACUUUCAAGGCUGAAUUUGAUCAACUUACAGAAAGUGAUUUUUGUUUCAAUCCAUUCCCAUACAUGUAACCUAAACUGUGUUUUCUGAGGAUUAGGUUUUCAAUCAACUCAGACAUUUUUGGCUUGAGAAUAAAUAUGAUCAAUGAUUUAUAUUUGUAAUCAUAUCUUUGAUUUAUAUUUGUAA
Messenger RNA from Helianthus annuus (common sunflower), 1195 nucleotides. RefSeq names its product cytochrome c oxidase assembly protein COX11, mitochondrial. NCBI's taxonomy places the organism in Eukaryota, Viridiplantae, Streptophyta, Magnoliopsida, Asterales, Asteraceae. Bases 196 to 999 code for a protein of 267 amino acids. The transcript is spliced from 7 exons. The record is from RefSeq and is a predicted model, not a curated record. Gene Ontology annotation, molecular function: copper ion binding. Gene Ontology annotation, cellular component: mitochondrial inner membrane.